Molecule: messenger RNA, 679 nt
Organism: Lolium perenne
Lineage: Eukaryota; Viridiplantae; Streptophyta; Magnoliopsida; Poales; Poaceae
Source: RefSeq, a predicted model, not a curated record
CAGCGACGUCUGGGCGGCCGACCAAGCAACAUCUUUCACCUGUUCAUCUGAGAGAACUAGUGUUGAUCAUCGACGGCACCCCUUUGCCAUGGAUCAGGUGGCACAACGUGUUAGCCCACGGCGUUGCGGUGCUGCUGUGAGGAAGAACAAAAAGCAUAUCGUAAGAGGUCCUAACUGUGAGGAGGGUGAGGAUUUUGAAGGUUUCAUCAGGUAUGCCAAUCGCGUAAGAAUGGAUGAUGCACAAUUUGCUACAUUGAAACAGCUAGUUGACAAGCACAUGCCAAGAAAGCCACCGUAUGUCUGCACGAUCAAAAAAUCAAACGUCGUGAAGAAUAAAGCAAAAAUGUACUUCUCGAGGGGAUUCACACUAAACCACAUUGCUAGGCAUACACAGCUACCAGCAGAAAUAGAAGUUUAUUCAUCGAAUACUAAAAUUGCAACAGUUAAGAUGGUGAUGAGCAAGUCACAGGUCAAUGGAAAAGGCAAAGGAGGUGCCAUGAUAACAACAAACUGGAUGGAGGUUGUGAAGAAGACUAAUAUGAGAGUUAAAAACGUGUUUGUGUUCUGGUUCCGUGGUAGCCGCGGUGGUGGUCUCAAGCUUCUGGUUGAUAUUCUCUGAAAUCAACAAAGGCAUUACAUUAUUUUUACAAUUAGCUUAUUUGUCCAAGUUGGAAGUCAU